AUGGAGUCCGACGGCCGUACUAAGGCCUAUAAGUUCGUCGCCUAUGCAGCGGUGUCGUUUUCGAUUGUCGCCGUACUGUCCGUAGUACUAACACUACCAAUGGUGUAUAAUUACGUGAAUCAUGUACGACGACAAAUGCAACAUGAAAUCUCCUUCUGCAAGGGAUCCGCCAAAGACAUCUUCGCUGAGGUCAACUUCAUGAAAGCUCACACUGGUCCCGCAGCACCACGAAACCGUACUACUCGUCAGUCUGGCUACGGUACUCCUGAGGUUAACCCUGCUCCAAAUCUCCAGUGCGAAGGAUGCUGCUUACCCGGACCACCCGGACCGGCUGGUGCACCUGGAAAACCUGGAAGACCUGGCCGACCUGGAGCUCCAGGAACACCAGGAGUUCCUGGAAAGCCACCCACUGCACCAUGUGAGCCUACAACUCCUCCACCAUGCAAACCUUGCCCACAGGGUCCUCCCGGACCUCCAGGACCCCCCGGACCACCUGGAGACCCAGGAGAGGCUGGUACUCCUGGACGCCCUGGAACCGACGCACCAAACGGACAACCCGGACCUCGUGGACCUCCUGGACCUGCUGGAGAACCUGGACAGCCUGGACCUCAGGGAGAUCCUGGAACACCUGCACAGAGCGAACCUCUCACACCCGGAGCGCCCGGAGAACCUGGAGAUCCCGGACCAGCCGGACCCCCCGGACCUCCAGGAGCACCUGGAAACGAUGGAGCACCAGGACCAGCCGGACCGAAAGGAGCCCCUGGACCAGACGGACCACCCGGAGUCGACGGCCAAGCAGGACCUCCUGGACCACCUGGACCAGCUGGAACUCCUGGCGAGAAGGGUAUCUGUCCCAAAUAUUGUGCAAUCGACGGUGGAGUGUUCUUCGAGGAUGGAACAAGGCGUUAA
This is a messenger RNA of Necator americanus (New World hookworm), 909 nucleotides long. RefSeq lists its product as uncharacterized. Lineage: Eukaryota; Metazoa; Nematoda; Chromadorea; Rhabditida; Ancylostomatidae. Gene Ontology annotation, molecular function: structural constituent of cuticle. The record is from RefSeq and is a predicted model, not a curated record. The transcript has 3 exons. The coding region runs from base 1 to 909 and encodes 302 amino acids.